UCACCAUUGGUUUCAAGCGCAGGCCGCGAGAGCGUGUGCUUCUCUCACGUGACGCAGCGUCUUCGUCGUCUCGCGAGAAGGAAAGAUGGCGGCAGCUGCGAGCGGCGGCGGAGCGGGGGAUGGAGACCGUGCGGACGCGCAGGAGAAUGUGCCGACUUACGAGUGGGAGGACAAGAACACGAAAGCGUUUCACGUGGCCGCGUUCGGGCGACUGUGGCGGGAGAAGCUCGACCCCGCGCUCUACUGCUACCAGGACACGGAGGAGGACGCGGAGCACGCGCAGCUGGCGCGAGAGCUGGAACUGUCCGAGGAGACGAUGGAGGAGCUCAGGGUGAUCUGCAGUCCAGACUCUUUGACAGGUGGAGACGUUCGGACAGAUGUGGUUCCACACGACUCGAGUCUGAAGACCGUCAGGCUCCGCAAGAGGAAGCAGGACUAUAAAGACAGCCUCCGCAGAGACUUCCCUGCCAAACAGGACGUUUUCGCCAGUGAACUCGAGAAUCUGGCAAUAGGCAGGAGGCCUAUGGAUCCUGAACUCCUGGUGCCUGAAGGAGAGAUUAUUCUCACUGUGAACGUUUUAUACCCAGUGAUUUUCGAGGCGUUUAAAUUCUGCAGGCAUCACAUGACCCUUCAAGUGAUGGGUUCGCAGAAACUGAGCGAGCUGCGGGACGCCAUAUGCUGCGUGAGUGACCUGCAAGUGUAUGGCGAGUUUAGCAGCACGCCAGACAUGGCCCCCGAGUUCAUCAGCAAGGACCUCUACAAAUCGGCAUUUUUCUUCUUUGAGGGAGUCUUUUACGAUGACAUGCGCUACCCGGAAUGCACUGCCAUCAGCAAGAGCACAAUAGAGUGGGCCAAGUCCCACGACUUCCCCACGUACCGGUCGGCCAAGAUGGAGGAGACCACGUUCAACGACCUUGUUGUGAAAAUAGGCUACCCUUACCUUUACUGCCAUCAAGGUGACUGUGAGCAUGUUGUGAUCAUCACAGAUAUAAGGCUGGCACAUCGGGACGAUUGUUUGGAUAAGAACCUUUAUCCCCUCCUUAUCUACAAGCACAGGAUGCUGACCCGAAAAUGCUCAGUGUGUAACUUGUACAUCAGCAGGUGGUUGACCACCGAUGACCACCUGGCGCCAAUGGACCCCUGCCUCUUCUGUGACAUGUGCUUUCGGACGCUACAUUACGACAAGGAGGGGAACAAACUCGGACACUUUCUGGCCUAUCCAUACGUCGACCCGGGAGCGUUCAACUGAUGUCCUCCUUGCCCCAGAUGAGGAAGGUGAUAUAUUUGCUACUGCUGUGCAGCGUUCUUCUGUUGAAUGUUUUACUGCUCUACAAGGCAGAUGUGAAACAUGGGAGAUCUGAAUGUAAAUAUUGACUUUUUUUUUUUUUUUUUUACUGCAAAUAAAACACUUCUGAUGUAUAGCCUGGAUCAACAUUUGGAUGAAUUUAAUAGUGUGGACUACUUCUAGGUGCUCUGGUUUCCUUCAAGAAUCAAAAGAUCUAUGUUUCAGGUGAACUGGUUAUCCUGAAUUGCCUGUAGAUGUGAGUUGUCAUCUUAGUUUGUAGGGAAUGUCCUACAUCUCACACCCAACAUUUUCUGGAUUGGUUCCAAAGCUCUGUGACUUUGCAUUGGACAAGUCAUUGUUAAUCCCAUUCAUCCCAUUCUGCCCCCUGCAAACAUCCAGUGUGGCCCUGUGCUGGGUUUCACUAUAGUAACACAUCCCAUUAUUAAAGGUUUGUCAUUUCCUCAGCAAUACAUCCUGUAAUGGUUCAGAAGAGUUCUUAGAUCAGGCACCAGCCUACUUGGCCUGUUGGUACCUUUUUUACAGGGUAAAAAUUACUAAUAGGCUUGCAGAAAGACCUGCCUGAAUGAUACUGGCUUUUGAUCCAUGGGCACCCAUGCCAAGAGGGGGACAAUGUAGAAACUCCUCGCAAACACAGCAGUUGUUCCUCCCACAUCUGUCUGAACUCACAUCUCAGGAGCAGUGAAGCACCAGCGUUACCUGCUGUUUCACCCUGCACUGGAGCAGAUGGAAAUAACACACCGCACCAGUGGGGUCCAUGUGCAAAUGGCCACGGCUACUUACCGCUUCUUCGCACACACCCGUCAAGAACAAGACAUCCCAGGCAGCCUGAGAUGUACCAAUCCCUUUAUUAAAUGAGGCAUAUCCGGUUCUGAAACAGGCACAAAAAUACUCUUAUUUACAUAAACGUGUAGCAAAAUUAACUUUAAAAAAAAAAAA
Messenger RNA from Scleropages formosus (Asian bonytongue), 2242 nucleotides. RefSeq names its product small nuclear RNA activating complex, polypeptide 3 (gene snapc3). Lineage: Eukaryota; Metazoa; Chordata; Actinopteri; Osteoglossiformes; Osteoglossidae. Gene Ontology annotation, biological process: snRNA transcription by RNA polymerase II; snRNA transcription by RNA polymerase III. The transcript has 9 exons. The record is from RefSeq and is a predicted model, not a curated record. Gene Ontology annotation, molecular function: RNA polymerase III type 3 promoter sequence-specific DNA binding; core promoter sequence-specific DNA binding; RNA polymerase II cis-regulatory region sequence-specific DNA binding. Bases 86 to 1249 code for a protein of 387 amino acids. Gene Ontology annotation, cellular component: snRNA-activating protein complex.